AUGCGUGUUCACACCUUUUCAACCGUAGCCUUUGUGGCAUUUACUACCGUGGCUUUCGCUGCCCCUUCAGCCGAACCCGAAGAUAGAAAGAGACCUGGCCUUCCCCAGCUUGUGAGCAUUGAUCCUGCCGUCAUGCAAAGCUUCCAGUCCAAGUUUUCGGAUCCUGAAUAUCGAGCCAGUGCGUCUGCACGCGAUGCCGAAGAAAAGAAGACGAGGAAGAAAAGUAAGCGAGCAGUACCAACGACCACCGAUGCUGCCUGGGCCACUGAUCCCAACUGGGCUCUGCACGCAUAUUCUGGCACUCCAGGUGUCGCCGCUGCUACAGCUGCGCCAGUCGUUGCUCCUGCUCAGCCUACCGUUACAGCUGUAAUUCCAAGCUCUGCUCCCGUCGCUGCUCCAGCAACUGGCAGUACUGGCGGUGCAGGUGCAUGUGAAGACCCUAACGUCCCGUGUGCCGGCGAUGUGACAUACGGGGACGGUGAUCUUGGGGCUUGCGGUUGGAACGUCAACACCUAUACAGACAUGCAAAUUGCUCUACCACAUGGUCUCAUGGGCACUCAAAGUAACGGCAACCCAUAUUGUGGUCGAAGCGUCACUAUUCGUAACCCGAUCACGGGCGCUACCGCACGAGCUCACGUUGGUGACAAGUGCAUGGGCUGCACAGGUUCUAGCAUCGAUCUCACCAGAGCUCUCUUCAACACCAUUGCUGCUGACUGCGACGGUCGCUGCUCAGGCUGGGAGUGGUGGUUCGACGGUGGCGAGACCAUCAGCCCUCUAGGUAAGCGCCAAGACCGUCAGAGACGUCAAGACCUCGGUGCAUGCCGCGGUGAAGGUGCUGCCUGCGUUGGCGAAAUCACGCACUAUGAAGGUGGUACUGGAGCCUGCGGCUUCGACGUCAACACAAACACUCAGUUUGCCGUCUCUCUUCCCGAGGCUGUCUUCGGUAACCCGGCAAAUCCGAAUGCUAACCCACUCUGCAACCAGUAUGUCACAAUUGAGAACCCCACGAGUGGAGUGAGGGCUAUUGCACGUGUGGCAGAUAAGUGCCCUAAGGAAGGAUGUCCUGGGACUAAUAUUGACCUUACGCUCGCGCUAUUCAAUUAUAUUGCGCCGGGUUGUGACGGACGAUGUGUGGGUUUUAGAUGGUGGUUCAAUUAG
This is a messenger RNA of Lithohypha guttulata, 1158 nucleotides long. RefSeq lists its product as uncharacterized. The transcript has a single exon. The record is from RefSeq and is a predicted model, not a curated record. Lineage: Eukaryota; Fungi; Ascomycota; Eurotiomycetes; Chaetothyriales; Trichomeriaceae. The coding region runs from base 1 to 1158 and encodes 385 amino acids.